Messenger RNA from Camelina sativa (false flax), 3181 nucleotides. RefSeq names its product potassium transporter 9. Gene Ontology annotation, molecular function: potassium ion transmembrane transporter activity. Gene Ontology annotation, biological process: potassium ion transmembrane transport. Lineage: Eukaryota; Viridiplantae; Streptophyta; Magnoliopsida; Brassicales; Brassicaceae. Gene Ontology annotation, cellular component: membrane. The record is from RefSeq and is a predicted model, not a curated record.
AAAAUAAAAGAAGAAUACACCACAAAAAAAAAGAAAAACAAAAAGAGAGAGAGAAAGAAAUCGAGUUUAACUGCUCGUGUCUCUCUCUGCCACUCGUCUUCAGUUUUGUCAGCGUCUUCAUAACUUUAUAAGUUCUUCUUCUCUAUCGAUCUCUUCUUCUUCUUUCUUUGUUGGUCACUGUGUCUUUCUUUGUAACUUAAUUAAAUUAUCUGAAAGCAAAGAAUAAAGAGGGAAAAAAAAAACAUACUUAUUCACAAAACCGUGUUCUUUUCGCGUUAUCUUCAUAAGUUGUUCAAGAUUCUCUUUUUUUUUUUCUUCCUAUAAUCAUUUGAUUGACUGAUUCUGUUUUCUCUUUUUUCUUUUACAUACCAAGAAGAGGGUCUUUCAUUACAGAAACUUUAAUUUAUGUUUUGUUUGGUUUAGCUUUUUUAUCCAAUUUCAUCAAAAGCAGAGUUGUACGACACUAGUUGUUGUUCUGUAAUAAUAAUAAUAACAACUCGAGUCAAUUCUUAUAUACUCAGAGAAAGAAAGAAAAACAAAAAAAAAGUUUCAAUUUUUUGGUCUCAUCUCAGGCCAAAAUUGCUCCAAAUGGUUAUCGAUGUCUAAGGUUUCGGGCUAGUUUGAUCUGAGCAGGAACCAGUUUAAGGGGAAAUCCAAGUUCUGUUGUUACAAAAAUGGCGGAAAGGGUUGAAACCUCUGUAACAGAUGGAGAACAAACGAUUGAAGAAAGACAAAUUGGAGCUAUGUGGGAAUUAGAGAAGAAACUUGAUCAACCCAUGGAUGAAGAAGCUAAUAAGCUCAAGAACAUGUACAGAGAAAAGGGCUUAUCGAUUUGGAUGCUUCUAAGACUGUCUUUUCAAAGUCUAGGAAUAGUUUAUGGUGAUUUAGGGACUUCUCCAUUGUAUGUGUUUUACAAUACAUUCCCUGACGGGAUUGAUGAUAAAGAAGAUGUAAUUGGAGCUCUUUCUUUGAUCAUUUACUCUCUUUUGCUUAUACCUCUCAUCAAGUAUGUCUUCAUUGUCUGCAAAGCUAAUGACAAUGGUCAAGGUGGGACUUUAGCUAUAUACUCGUUGCUUUGUAGACAUGCUAAAGUGAAACUAAUCCCGAAUCAGCGACGCAGUGAUGAGGAUCUCACGACUUAUAGUCGAACUGUAUUCGUUGAAGGGUCUUAUGCUGCUAAAACCAAGAAGUGGUUAGAAGGUAAAGAUUGGAGGAAGAGAGCUCUUCUGGUCAUUGUUCUUCUCGGGACUUGUAUGAUGAUUGGUGAUGGUAUUCUAACUCCAGCCAUCUCCGUUCUUUCGGCAACUGGUGGGAUCAAAGUCAUCAAUCCAAAUAUGAGCAGCGACAUCGUUGUGCUAGUGUCUAUUGUCAUUUUAAUAGGAUUGUUCAGUAUGCAACAUUACGGCACAGACAAAGUCGGUUGGCUCUUUGCACCUAUAGUGCUUAUCUGGUUCCUCUUCAUCGGAGCCACUGGUGUAUACAACAUCUGCAAACACGACACAAGUGUGUUAAAAGCGUUUUCGCCCACGUAUAUAUACUUGUACUUCAAAAGACGAGGUCGAGAUGGUUGGAUUUCGCUAGGUGGCAUUCUUCUCAGUAUAACAGGCACGGAGGCGUUAUACGCAGACAUUGCUUAUUUCCCGUUACUAGCGAUACAGCUCGCCUUUACAUUUUUCGUGCUCCCUUGUCUUCUUCUAGCAUACUGCGGACAAGCUGCGUAUCUUGUGAAUAACACGGACCAUUAUAAAGACGCGUUCUAUGCAUCUAUGCCGGAUAGUGUAUAUUGGCCAAUGUUUGUAGUGGCGACAGGAGCUGCGAUCGUUGGGAGCCAAGCUACAAUCUCAGGGACUUAUUCCAUAGUCAAGCAGGCCGUAGCUCAUGGAUGUUUUCCUCGAGUUAAAAUUGUUCAUACUUCCAAGAAGUUCCUCGGUCAGAUCUAUUGCCCUGAUAUUAACUGGAUACUCAUGCUCGGCUGCAUUGCUGUCACCGCUAGUUUCAAGAAUCAGAGCCAAAUCGGAAAUGCUUAUGGGACUGCGGUUGUUCUCGUGAUGCUUGUGACCACAAUACUAAUGGCGCUGAUCAUGCUGCUCGUGUGGCGUUGCCACUGGAUCCUUGUCCUUGUAUUCACCGUUCUCUCUCUCUUUGUUGAGUUUUCCUACUUCUCGGCUGUGAUCUUUAAGAUCGAUGAAGGAGGAUGGGUUCCGCUCAUCAUAGCAGCGAUCUCACUUCUUGUAAUGUCAGUUUGGCAUUACGCAACAGUCAAGAAAUAUGAGUUUGAAAUGCAUAGCAAAGUGUCCAUGAGCUGGAUACUAGGCCUAGGUCCUAGCCUCGGGCUUGUCCGUGUCCCUGGUGUCGGUUUAGUCUACACUGAAUUAGCGAGUGGUGUCCCUCACAUUUUCUCUCACUUCAUCACCAACCUCCCUGCCAUUCAUUCGGUUGUUGUCUUUGUCUGCGUCAAGUACCUUCCGGUUUACACUGUCCCUGAAGAAGAGAGGUUUCUUGUGAAGAGAAUUGGACCAAAAACAUUCCGAAUGUUCCGCUGCGUAGCUAGAUAUGGCUACAAAGAUCUACACAAGAAAGACGACGAUUUCGAAAACAAAUUGUUGAACAGCCUCUUCGCAUUCAUUCGAAUCGAAACAAUGAUGGAGCCAGCUUCGAACUCAAGCACCUACAGCAGUGCGUAUUCUGUCAACAAUACACUAGACUCCAGAGAAGAUUUGAUCCAUAACAACAACAACCACUACCACAAUAGCAACAACAACAAUAACAACACGGAUAUGUUUUCAUCGAUGGUGGACUACACGGUAUCAACUUUAGAUACGAUAGUUCCCGCUGAUUCACCGCAUAACGGGGUGAGUUUCAGUCAUGAAAACACAAUAGAGGAGGACGAGAUGGAUGAGUUGGAGUUUCUAAAGACCUGUAAAGAAUCAGGAGUUGUUCAUAUUAUGGGAAACACUGUGGUGAAAGCAAGAAGUGGAUCAUGGCUUCCAAAAAAGAUUGCCAUUGAUUAUAUUUAUGCAUUUCUUGCUAAGGUUUGUAGGGAGAAUAGUGUUAUCUUGCAUGUUCCUCAUGAAACCCUUUUAAACGUUGGACAAGUCUUUUAUGUAUAGUUUUUCUUUUUUGGUCUUUGUAAAACAAAUCACAGAUAAAGGGGAAUAAAAGGAUACCAAAUUUAAGAUUA